Chinchilla lanigera (long-tailed chinchilla) is the source of this 1554-nucleotide messenger RNA. Its product is annotated as acid ceramidase-like. Gene Ontology annotation, cellular component: lysosome. Bases 207 to 1394 code for a protein of 395 amino acids. The record is from RefSeq and is a predicted model, not a curated record. The transcript has a single exon. Gene Ontology annotation, biological process: fatty acid metabolic process. Lineage: Eukaryota; Metazoa; Chordata; Mammalia; Rodentia; Chinchillidae. Gene Ontology annotation, molecular function: N-acylsphingosine amidohydrolase activity; fatty acid amide hydrolase activity.
UUCUACCUGAGUGAGACCUUCACCUCUCUAAACCAGUAACCACAGUCUCUAGGGAAAUCUCACUGAGAAUUUCAGUGUAUGAUAAAACCCAACAGGGAACUCAAACCUGGGCCAGAAGUGUGGCCUCGAUGGCCUCCUCCAUGCCCAGGUGAGGCCUCCUGCUGCCUCUGAGGAAGUCUUUAGGAGCUGUGUUGGCCGCUGGGAGGAUGCUGGGCCCAUGUCACCUCACAUUUGUCCUCCUGGCCAUGGCCAUCCCCUGCACUGGGACAUACCACACGUCACUGUGGACAGAAGACUGCGCAAAAUCAACAUAUCCUCCUUCUGGACCAACCUAUAGAGGACCAGUUCCGUGGUAUACCAUAAAACUUGAUUUACCACCCUAUAAAAGAUGGCAUGAAUUAAUGCUUAGUAAGGGACCAGUGCUAAAGAGUAUAAUGAAUUCCAUGAAGAGUAUAAUAAAUACACUUGCACCAAGUGGAAAAGUUAUACAGAUGGUGGAUCAAAAGUUGCCUAAACUGCUUGGCAAGUUUCCCAGUCCUUAUGAAGAGGAAAUGAGGGGAAUUGCAGAUGUUACUAAGAUACCUUUAGGAGAGAUUAUUUCAUUCAACAUUUUUUAUGAAUUGUUUACUAUGUGCACCUCAAUAAUAACUGAAGACAAGAAAGGUCAUCUACUACAUGUCAGAAACCUGGAUUUUGGAAUAUCUUUUGGGCGGAACAUAAAUACUAGUAAGUCAGUCAUAACUGAGCAACUAAAACCUUUAUCAGUGAAUUUGGACUUCCAAAGAAAUAAUAAAACUGUCUUCAAGGCUACAAGCUUUGCUGGCUACGUGGGCACGUUAACAGGGUUCAAACCAGGACUAUUUAGUCUCACAAUAAAUGAACGUUUCAGCAUACAUGGUGGUUUUCUGGGAGUUCUCGAGUGGAUUUUGGGAAAGAGAGAUGCCAUGUGGAUAGGGUUUAUCACUAGAUCAAUUCUGGAAAAUGAUGCAAGUUAUGAAAAAGCCAAGAAAAUACUGACCAAAACCGAGUUAUUGGUCCCAGUGUACUUUAUUCUAGGAGGUAAUGGUUCUGGGAAAGGAUGUGUGAUUACAAGAGAAAGAAAAGACUCUUUGGAUGUAUAUGAACUGAAUCCUAAGCAGGAUAGAUGGUUUCUGGUACAAACAAAUUAUGACUGGUGGAAAGCCCCCUUAUUCCAUGAAGAUGGCAGAACACCUGCACAGAUGUGUCUGAAUCACACCACCCAAGAGAAUCUCUCGUUUGCGACCUUAUAUGAUAUUCUAUCAACAAAACCUGUUCUCAACAAGCUGACUGUAUUCACAACCUUGAUUGAUGUUACAAACAAUCGCUAUGAAACCUACCUCCGGGAUUGCCCACACCCUUGCAUGGGCUGGUGAGCACGCCUCAGGCUACAGACUAUUCUGAGACAAGAAAAGUAAUAUCCAACAUGGCUGUCCAGUGAAGCUAUCUGAAUUCUUUCCAAAGGUCAAAGAUUCUAGGCUGUUGUGGGUUUUUUUCUGUAACACACAUACUAACUUUUAAAAAAUAAAGAUUAUU